This is a messenger RNA of Triplophysa dalaica, 1520 nucleotides long. RefSeq lists its product as uncharacterized. Gene Ontology annotation, cellular component: plasma membrane. The transcript has 10 exons. Lineage: Eukaryota; Metazoa; Chordata; Actinopteri; Cypriniformes; Nemacheilidae. Gene Ontology annotation, molecular function: phospholipid scramblase activity. Bases 253 to 969 code for a protein of 238 amino acids. The record is from RefSeq and is a predicted model, not a curated record. Gene Ontology annotation, biological process: plasma membrane phospholipid scrambling.
UGCUGUACUGUGUGUGAUUUCAACGGAUAUAGGUAUGGGCUGCCGCGUGUUAUUAAUACGCAAUUGGUGCGAGUGGGCUGAGGUAUAAGGUUACCCGCACUUCCGUAUAACCGGGUGUGAACUCAACAUUCAGAAGUUUGUUUCCAUGGGAAGAAAACUCGUGUUAAGCGGAAACAUUCAUAGAGGCACCAGUUGCUGACAGAACUUAAGACACACAGCUCUCUUUUGUGAAAUAGAAUUCAGCCAUCCACUAUGGCAGCAAAUAAUGUUCCCAUGCCCAAUCAGAUUCCAAUGAUGCCAGUUCCAGAAAGACCCGCUGGCUGCCCCCCAGGACUUGAGUACCUAAUCCAGAUUGAUCAGGUCCUUGUUCAUCAGAAAAUCGAGUUAGUUGAAGCUAUAUUGGGCUGGGAGACGAAUAAUAAAUAUAUGGUGAAGAACAGCAUAGGCCAGCAGGUGUUCUAUGCAUCUGAAGAGAAUAACUGCUGUAACAGGCAGUUCUGUGGACCGAUGCGCUCCUUCGUCAUCCAUGUUCAGGAUAACAUGGGACAGGAAGUUAUGACACUCAUACGACCUCUGAAGUGUGCAAGCUGCUGUUGCCCCUGUUGCCUGCAAGAGCUCGAAAUCCAGUCUCCACCAGGCACCCCGAUUGGAUAUGUGAUCCAGGACUGGGAUCUGUGUCUUCCCAAGUUCACAGUACAGAACGAGAAGAGAGAAGGAGUUCUGAAGAUUGUGGGACCUUUCUGUUCUUUAAAAUGUUGCGCUGAUGUGAACUUUGAGGUGCUGUCCAUGGAUGAGUUAGCCAAGGUGGGAAGAAUCUCCAAACAGUGGACUGGUCUGAUGAGAGAAGCUUUCACUGAUGCAGACAAUUUCGGAAUCUGCUUUCCUUUGGACCUGGACGUGAAGAUCAAAGCUGCUCUUUUUGGAGCAUGCUUUCUCAUAGAUUUCAUGUUCUUUGAACAUAGUAAAUAAUGAAUAUACUGCUGGAUAUCAUGCACUGUUCUUCCUUGUAAUCCUCUAUUUUAAAUUCUUCACUUCUAGAUGUUAAUUAUCGAUUCCAAUAAUAAACAACAUAAGCACAUGUGAUAUCGAACAUGUUUUUUUAGAGAAUCAUAACAUUAUGAAUUGUACAGUAUUGUUACAUUACCACUAGGUGACAGCAGUUACUUUUUUACUGACAGUUCUUAAUACUAAAAUGUCAUCUUUGAAGCAUCUGCCAAAAUGAGUCAAGCUAAUUUUAUAUUAUAAACAUGGGUGUUAGAUACUGCUAAAGCAAAGAAAUUGUAUUUAAACAGAUACUGUUUAUCUUAUUCUUCAUUAGCCAAUUUGCAUUUUGAUCAUGUCUAUAGAUCUUCAUUCAUUCUAUGUAUAAAUGUUUUUAUGUCAUAGAUAUUUUUUCUAACACCACCUGCUUUCAAAAUUGUAUUUCUUUUAAAAAUGUGUUAGAAAAUGAUUGCUUACAGGUAAAAAGGUGAUGGUUGUUAUAUUAAGCUGUUACCAUAAACAUAAAAAUGCAAAAGAGA